GUCGGAGGGGGCGGCGGGGCUCCCGAUGGCCGGGCCGGCCCGGCCGAGCGCGUCCAGUAAAUGCCGCUCGCCGGUAAGCCUGGCGGGGACCUGCGGCGAGGCUCUGCGCCCCGGCAACGGGACGCGCGAUGCUCCCGCCGGCCGCAGGGAGACCCGCGGGCCCCGCUUCCCUUCCCUCUGAGCUGCUCCCAGCGCGCCGCCGCUCAGUUCCGGCACCCCUGGACCCGGACCGCUCGAGGCCGCCCGCGGCGCCUUUUAUCGCAGCGCGUGCACAACAACCCGGAAAGGCCCCCUGCGUGGUGUUCCCAUGUCUCAAUGGGCCCCUCAAUGUCAUAGCGUCUAUACGCUAGAAGCGGAUAUGAAGAGUGACGUUUCUUCUGGUGCACCAAAGAGCCAGGAAAACCUGAAGGGGAUCCUCUUGAACCCUCCACCCUCCGAGGCAGCCAAAAACUUCCCCGGGGAAGAAGUCAAGAUGAUUGCCAGCAAAGUGGGGGAUGAAUUCUCUCACCUCUGUGGCGACACCCAGAAGCAGAAGGACCUGAACGGAAGUCGACCCGCGCAAGAAGCCAUCGUCGCGAGGAAGAAACGCAAGAGCCAGCAGGCUGGCCCUUCCUAUGCUCCAAACUGUGGGGGCAAAGAGACGCCCCCCAUUUUAGGGACGAGGCAACGUCUCGACACACAAAGCGAGGACAACGACUCUUCCUUUAGCGACUGUGCCUCUUCGCCUUCGUCCAGCUUGCAUUUUGGAGACUCUGACACAGAAACAUCAGACGAGGACAAGGAGGUGGCCCCCGUGCGGCAGGCUCGGGUCGUCUUAAAUGCCUCCAGCAGAAUCCACAGUUCUCGGCCACAAAAGUGGCCCCGGACAGAGGCGGACUCCGUCUCAGGGAUAUUACUGAAAAGGCCCUGUUUCCACAACAGUAGUUCUCGGAGAAGACUUCCGUAUAGGAAGCGGUUUGUGAAAACUAGCUCUGCGCAACGAACACAGAACCAAAAAGAGCGGAUUUUAAUGCAGCGGAAAAAAAGGGAAGUCUUCGCUCGGCAGAAGUACGCUUUGCUGCCCAGCUCCAGCAGCACCAGCGAGAACGACCUCAGCAGCGCAUCCUCUUCCAGCUCCUCCACUGAAGGAGAAGAGGAGCUCUUUGUGUCAGCUGGGGAGACCCACCAAACCAGCACUGCAGUUCCUUCAGGGAGCCUUGAUGAAGAUGUGGUGGUGAUCGAAGCGUCUUCGACUCCCCAAGUCACCGCCAAUGAAGAAAUCAAUGUUACCUCAACAGACAGCGAAGUAGAGAUUGUCACCGUGGGAGAGAGCUAUCGAGCUCGAUCCUCGCUUGGGCAUUCUAGAUCCCACUGGGGCCACAGCUCGGGCUCCCAUGCUUCACGGCCAGCAGAGCAGCGGAACCGCAGCCGAGUCUCCACGGUCAUCCAGCCCUUGAGGCAGAAUGCAGCUGAAGUCGUGGACCUCACGGUGGACGAGGACGACCCAGCCGUGGUGCCGACCACCUCCUCCAGAGUGGACGUUCAGGCUGCCGGUGCCGCUUCUGAGGGGGCCCUCACCACCACCCCCUCAGAGCAAGUCCCCAGAGGGGCCUCAGGCACCUCCAGCAGCCAGCCGCCCUUGCAGCCGGAGCCCUCAGCUCUCCUAUCCAACAGCGGCAGCGCAGCUGGGAACUCAACAGGAGAUGAUGCGAGAGGAACCUCCUCCAACCACACACUGGAGCCGGGCCCCCCGGCCAUGCCACGGCUGCCCUCCUGCUGCCCCCAGCACUCUCCCUGCAGCGUCUCCUCGCAGAACCAGCACGUCCUGGUCCCGCCCCAUGCCAGCUGCUUUCAGCAGCACAGCCACCACUUCCAGCACCACCACCAUCACCACAGCCCCCACGCCGGCGUCCCCCUUUCGCCCCCCUUCAGCGACUCCAGCUGUCCUGUCGACAGGCCUCCCCUCGUCCCGGCCCCCGGGGGCCCCAGCAGCAGCACUGGCACCGCCUUCCAUGACCAGCAGGCCCUGCCGGUGGAUCUGAGCAGCAGCGGCAUCAGGAACCCCGGGGGAGGCUCCUUCCAUGGUGCUUCAGCCUUCGACCCCUGCUGCCCGGGCUCCUCCUCCCGGACCUCCCUCUAUGGGCACCAGGCGGGGGCCGCUGCCAGUCAGCCGAUCAGCAUGGAUGGCUACAGCACAAGCAUGGUCCCUCAGCCACAGCCUCCCACCCAGGCCUCCUGCCGCCAUUACCUGCACUCGCCUUAUGCCUCCUUGACGCGGCCCCUCCACCCUCAGGCUGCAGCCUGCCCCCAUUCCCAUGGCAAUCCCCCUCCCUCGGCACCUCCCCAGGCCCCCCCACAGGUGGACUACGUCAUCCCUCAUCCCGUCCAUCCCUUCCACCCUUCCAUCUCCUCCCAUGUCUCUUCCCACCCGGUCCCGCCCCAGCCCCCCCCUCACCCGUUGGCCAGCGCAGCGGCCCCCAUUCCCCAGUCCCUCCCCAGCACUCAUCACCUCCCCGCCGCUGCCCCCUCGGCCCAGCGGCUGCACCCUCACGAGGUGAUCCAGCGGAUGGAGGUCCAGAGGAGGCGCCUGAUGCAGCAUCCAACGCGAGCACAUGAGCGGCCGCCACCACAUCCUCACCGGAUGCAUCCCAACUACGGCCACGGCCACCACAUUCACGUGCCACAGACCAUGUCUUCACAUCCUCGACAAGCAGCAGAGAGGUCGGCUUGGGAACUGGGCAUUGAAGCAGGCGUGACCGCAGCGACCUACCCGCCGGGUCCGAUGCACCCGCACUUGGCCCACUACCACACACCCCCUCGGCUUCACCACUUGCAGAUUGGCGCUCUUCCCUUAAUGGUUCCUGACAUGGCGGGCUACCCUCACAUCCGUUACAUUUCAUCGGGAUUGGAUGGAACUUCAUUCAGAGGCCCUUUCAGGGGCAAUUUUGAGGAAUUAAUCCAUCUGGAAGAACGUUUAGGAAAUGUGAAUCGCGGAGCUUCCCAAGGAACCAUUGAAAGAUGCACUUAUCCCCACAAGUACAAAAAGGUAACAACUGAUUGGUUCUCACAGAGGAAACUACACUGCAAACAUGAUGGGGAAGAAGGAACUGAGGAAGACACCGAGGAAAAGUGUACCAUAUGUUUAUCUAUAUUAGAGGAAGGGGAAGAUGUCAGGCGCCUUCCAUGUAUGCAUCUCUUCCACCAAGUGUGUGUUGACCAGUGGCUAAUUACCAACAAGAAGUGCCCCAUUUGCAGAGUGGACAUUGAGGCUCAGCUGCCCAGCGAAAGUUGACAGGCUUUGGCCUCCAACCUCUUGCUUUCCUCCUUCCGGGUACUGCAGUCAACCAAAGAUGGCCUGACUCCGCUGUGCAGUUGUGGGAAGCAUUUGAACCUGCUAGAGUGCCGUUUGUCUGCUCUGUGGUAUACCUGAUGCUAACCCUACAGUUAGUGUAUUUAUAAAGCUUAUUUUUGGUUUGUUUGUUUAGCCCUUUCAGAUUCCUAACCGGUUUUCCCUGUCCUUUUGCAUGGAUCGCUCCCCAUAUUGCAUUUCUUUGCACAUAUUAUGGGCUUAGUGACCCCCCCCCCCAAAAAAAAACUUGCAGGCAAGAUUAUCUGCUUUAGGAAGUAGAGCUGUGUGGUCCUCCCUCCCUUUUUUAUUUGUACCGAAAGUCAACUUUUCAGAGUAUGAUUUCACUCAUUACUAACCUCAGAAUCCUUAAUUUAAUCAAGUCUUUUAGUUUUAAAUGUAUAAAGAUCAAAGGAUAUUUUUUUUAAGACAUUCCUUAAUUAGGAAAAAAAAGCUGCUGUAUACUUGUGUGGGAGAGAAGCGCCAGGGCCUCCUGGGCGAGCUUUGUCGAAAGGAGCAUGGCCGGGGCUGCCUGCCCCACCGUCUGCCCCAUCACUCUAGCCUGGAAGCCUCACCUUCCCAUCCUGUAAUGUCAGACUAAUGGACAUCCUCUUGGAUCACAUUUUUAUGUUCUUAAACCUUCAGCACAAUGCAGAUAUCUUUGAAUGUCAAUAUUAAAAACAUUUAGACUGCUGUCUGAUUGUAUGUACCAUUUUCUUAUGUCUAGCCAUUCGAAUUGCUAACAUAAAAAGUUUACUGCUGUGAACAGCUCUACUGAACACUAAAUAUUGGAUUUCAACUAGCUGCACUGUAGAUAGAUGCAGGCUGAAUAAAGCAAGUACUAGGAGAAAAAGGGGAAGAGCAGGGAUGUUGUCUGUCUUGUUUCUCUACGUUAAGUUCAUCUACUGAUCUGCACAGAGCGGCUUUGUUAAAAAGGAAAAACUCCGCUAUGGGGAUGAAACCAGGAGUUAAAAUAUCAUUUCUUAAGGCAAAUAUCCAUGAAUUCACAGAUUUUAUGAAGAUCCCUGUUCUCUGCGGGAUCUGGGUGGGUUUUGUUUUUUUUUUAGUUUUACAAUUAAUAAAGUUAGCUGAAUCCAUCCGACUUUUGUG
Molecule: messenger RNA, 4435 nt
Organism: Ahaetulla prasina
Lineage: Eukaryota; Metazoa; Chordata; Lepidosauria; Squamata; Colubridae
Gene: RNF111
Product: ring finger protein 111
Exons: 14
Coding region: 308-3271 (987 amino acids)
Biological process (GO): positive regulation of transforming growth factor beta receptor signaling pathway; ubiquitin-dependent protein catabolic process; positive regulation of DNA-templated transcription
Cellular component (GO): nucleus; cytoplasm
Molecular function (GO): ubiquitin protein ligase activity; SUMO polymer binding; SMAD binding
Source: RefSeq, a predicted model, not a curated record